GCUUAAAGGGGGAAGGAUAGCAAAGGUCUCCUUUCCCAGAAACUAGAGAUUUUGCUACAGAAGAGUAGUCUAGCAAAAACUAAUACCGCGAUACAGUGUUAGUAGGUGUUAGACGGAAAGUUUGAAUGCAUGCUUCAACGCCGUCACUGAGUUCAUGGUCAAAUAAGGUUUCGUACUACAAAUAAACGGAUUAUACGAAACGUCGUGAACUCCUUAUUUGUGCUUUCGACGCUUUUAACAUCGUUGUGGAAGAAAGAAGAUGGAAGAAUUCUAUGAUUAUUCUCGGCAUAGUUAUUGUUUGGCAAUCGAUUUGGGCUUUGACACCAUCAACGCUCAGCUCAUAUACAUUAUUGAAUCCGCAAAGGAAGUUGCAAAUAUCAGCAAGGCAUACCGCACCUCAAUGUUAUAUGACACUACCACGAGAAAUAUCAUUGCCAGAGGCAACAAGGCUCGUGAAGCGAAUGAGAAUCCGAAAGGGCUCCAGGAAGGCGUUAUUUAUGUACGCAGUACCUUAAACGAGCUCUCUGACAUUUAUUUAAAAUCCAAGCAACAAUCUUUCGAUAAUACAGCAUUGUACGCGCUCUUGUACGAGAAAGCUAUAUACCUGUUACAAAAAAUAGUGGAUCAUUAUAAAAAAAAAUUGAAUAGUGCAAAGGAUUUCUGUUAUUCUUUGAAUCUUCCAACCAGUUGGGAUUAUAAAAUAAGAGAAGAAUUGUUUCGACCUCUAUUCGUAAAGGCUGGUCUUCUUCAUGAAAAUGAUGGUCCGGGCAGGCUGCUGUUUUUUUCGAUGUUAGAGUUAAAUUUUCAAAACUUGCAGAUGAAAAGAGGAAUUCCGGACGCCACAAACUUAAAGUAUGGUGAUCAGCGCGUUAUGUGUACAAUAGAUUAUCAAGGUACAUACUCCGUGGAUUUGAAAUUGGUAUCAGCUCAAUAUCCUGCUUUCAGAUUAGCACAAAGAAAGAUGGUGCCACAAUUGUUGAAACAAACUCACUUUGUAAUCCCGUUUGGACCAAAUGAACUACGAUUGUCAUUAAUAGCAUGUGUAGAAAAGCAUUGUGAUACUACGUUAUCAUCAGAAUCUAUCGACGACAUGCUUGAUAAACUCAGUCGAAAAGAACAACAGGUGGUUUCUUAAAUGAUCAGCCAUUGCCAGACUUAAAAUCUCGCAGGACGAAUAGAUCAAUCACUUUAGGAGACAUACUUGAAUAUUUUUCAAGUUAUGCAGAAAAAUUCUU
Molecule: messenger RNA, 1235 nt
Organism: Mucor mucedo
Lineage: Eukaryota; Fungi; Mucoromycota; Mucoromycetes; Mucorales; Mucoraceae
Exons: 4
Coding region: 260-1135 (291 amino acids)
Source: RefSeq, a predicted model, not a curated record